AUGGAGAACGAGACAGUCAGCGAACUGAACCAGACACAGCUCCAGCCACGAGCGGUGGUGCCCCUAGAAUACCAAGUGGUCACCAUCUCACUUGUGCUCAUCAUUUGUGGUCUGGGCAUUGUGGGCAACAGCAUGGUAGUCCUCGUGGUCAUGAGAACCAAGCACAUGAGGACCCCCACAAACUGCUACCUGGUGAGUCUGGCAGUGGCCGAUCUCAUGGUCCUGGUGGCCGCGGGCCUACCCAACAUCACAGACAGUAUCUACGGUUCCUGGGUCUACGGCUAUGUUGGCUGCCUCUGCAUUACUUACCUCCAGUACUUGGGCAUCAAUGCUUCGUCCUGUUCAAUCACAGCCUUCACCAUUGAGAGGUACAUAGCGAUCUGUCACCCCAUCAAAGCCCAGUUUCUCUGCACAUUUUCCAGAGCCAAAAAGAUCAUCAUCUUCGUCUGGGCUUUCACAUCCAUUUACUGUAUGCUCUGGUUCUUCUUGCUGGAUCUCAAUAUUAACACCUACAAAGAUGCUAUCGUGGUGUCCUGUGGCUACAAGAUCUCCAGAAAUUACUACUCACCUAUUUACCUAAUGGACUUUGCUGUCUUUUACUGUGUGCCCAUGAUCCUGGCCACUGUCCUCUAUGGAUUUAUAGCUAGGAUCCUCUUUUUAAAUCCCAUUCCUUCAGAUCCUAAAGAAAACUCUAAGACGUGUAAAAACGGCUCAACUCCUCAGAACAAGAAUUUGAAUUUGAAGACCUCUAAUAGGUGUUUCAACAGCACAAUAUCUUCAAGAAGACAGGUCACCAAGAUGCUGGCCGUGGUUGUCAUUCUGUUUGCCCUUUUAUGGAUGCCCUACCGGACUCUUGUGGUCGUCAACUCAUUUCUCUCCAGCCCUUUCCAAGAAAAUUGGUUCUUACUCUUUUGCAGAAUUUGCAUUUAUCUCAACAGUGCCAUCAACCCAGUGAUUUACAACCUCAUGUCUCAGAAAUUCCGAGCGGCCUUCAGGAAACUCUGCAACUGUAAGCAGAAGCCCAUGGAGAAACCCGCUAGCUACAGUGUGGCCCUAAAUUACAGUGUCAUUAAGGAGUCAGACCACUUCAGCACAGAGCAUGAUGAGAUCACUGUCACCGACACGUAUUUGUCUGCCACGAAAGUGACUUUUGAUGACACCUGUUUGGCUUCUGAAAUAACCUUUAGCCAAAGCUGA
Molecule: messenger RNA, 1197 nt
Organism: Myotis myotis
Lineage: Eukaryota; Metazoa; Chordata; Mammalia; Chiroptera; Vespertilionidae
Gene: TRHR
Product: thyrotropin releasing hormone receptor
Exons: 2
Coding region: 1-1197 (398 amino acids)
Biological process (GO): phospholipase C-activating G protein-coupled receptor signaling pathway
Cellular component (GO): membrane
Molecular function (GO): thyrotropin-releasing hormone receptor activity
Source: RefSeq, a predicted model, not a curated record